GACGCGCCCGGCGAGACCCUGAGGAUCCAGCUGGCCGCAGGCUAUGGGCUGGGCGGCGGUUGAGACAGCGGCGAUAUUGGGAGGGGUAGGUGAGGGUCGCGAGGCUGCGUGAGCUUCUGAGUGAACGCGGUGCUUUUGGGAACGCGGGACGGGCGACCUGUGGCGCCAGGAGCGGGCCGAGGCGCGGCGGCGCGGCUGCCGUCUGGAUGGGAAGUUACGGUUUACAGCGAAGUCCACCCAGCGUUUCCGAGGUGAAGGCGCCGCGCCAGGCCGGGCGGGCGGCUGGUGAUGGGCAAGCCGGGUGUACCAAGUCCAUGAUGCACAUGAGGAGCAUUUGUAGCCAUCACUGAAUCACCUCAUGACUAGCGGGACAAGCCUCAAAUUCACCGCAGGAUUUCCGAUCUCACUCUGUUGCCCAGGCUGGAGUGCAGUGGCACAAUCACAGCUGACCGCAACCUUGACCUCCCAAGGCUCAGGUGAUCCUCCUGCCUCAGCCCCCAGGUAGCUGGGACCUACAGGCAAUCUGAAAGCAAAUCCUGUUUAGAUGCAGGCGAAGGUUCCUGGUGACCCAGGCUCUCACCUUACCGUCCCUUACCGUCCUCCUGAGGGUGUCCUGGAGCUUCAGUGCUGUGUGUUCUUGGCCUCCACGCUGGGGGUGCCACCAACUCCCACUGUCCAGGGCUUCCAGUGGACUCUCCGAGGUACUGAUGUAGAAACUUCCCCAUUCGGUGCACCAAGAGCAACCUCACACGGUGUGGGCCGAAUGAAGAGCUGCCAGAUCCCACAGCCCUUGAAGAUAAGGAUGGUCAAACAAAAUAAUAUCAUACCUGGAGAAACUCAGAUCUUGGUAAGAUUUACUGGUUGGGAAUCCAAAGUUAAUGCCAAGAAGCAGCCGCCAGUUGGGAUCAAAUGUGAGCCUAUGGAUCAAGACGGUUACCUGGCACGCUGGCCACAAUCUACCUCACUCUUAUCAGAGUCUGAGCUACUGGCAGUGCUUUCAGCUCUGAGUUGAGGCACCUUGAACCUUGUUUUUGUGGUGAAGGAUCCUAAAGUGCUGUGGGGAGUGAUCACAUUUUUCACAACAUCCCUGACUCCACCUCUUCUGCCACAAACGUCAGCAUGGUGGUAUCAGCCGGCCCUUGGUCCAGCGAGAAGGCAGAGAUGAACAUUCUAGAAAUCAACGAGAAAUUGCGCCCCCAGUUGGCAGAGAACAAACAGCAGUUCGGAAACCUCAAAGAGAGAUGUUUUGUAACUCAACUGGCCGGCUUCCUGGCCAACCAGCAGAAGAAAUACAAAUAUGAAGAGUGCAAAGACCUCAUAAAAUCUAUGCUGAGGAAUGAGCGACAGUUCAAGGAGGAGAAGCUUGCAGAGCAGCUCAAGCAAGCUGAGGAGCUCAGGCAAUAUAAAGUCCUGGUUCACGCUCAGGAACGAGAGCUGACCCAGUUAAGGGAGAAGUUGCGGGAAGGGAGAGAUGCCUCCCGCUCAUUGAAUGAGCAUCUCCAGGCCCUCCUUACUCCGGAUGAGCCGGACAAGUCCCAGGGGCAGGACCUCCAAGAACAGCUGGCUGAGGGGUGUAGACUGGCACAGCACCUUGUCCAAAAGCUCAGCCCAGAAAAUGACAACGAUGACGAUGAAGAUGUUCAAGUUGAGUUGGCUGAGAAAGUGCAGAAAUCGUCUGCCCCCAGGGAGAUGCAGAAGGCUGAAGAAAAGGAAGUCCCUGAGGACUCACAGGAGGAAUGUGCCAUCACUUAUUCAAAUAGCCAUGGCCCUUAUGACUCCAACCAGCCACAUAGGAAAACCAAAAUCACAUUUGAGGAAGACAAAGUCGACUCAACUCUGAUUGGCUCAUCCUCUCAUGUUGAAUGGGAGGAUGCUGUACACAUUAUUCCAGAAAAUGAAAGUGAUGAUGAGGAAGAGGAAGAAAAAGGGCCAGUGUCUCCCAGGAAUCUGCAGGAGUCUGAAGAGGAGGAAGUCCCCCAGGAGUCCUGGGAUGAAGGUUAUUCGACUCUCUCAAUUCCUCCUGAAAUGUUGGCCUCGUACCAGUCUUACAGCAGCACAUUUCACUCAUUAGAGGAACAGCAAGUCUGCAUGGCUGUUGACAUAGGCAGACAUCGGUGGGAUCAAGUGAAAAAGGAGGACCAAGAGGCAACAGGUCCCAGGCUCAGCAGGGAGCUGCUGGAUGAGAAAGGGCCUGAAGUCUUGCAGGACUCACUGGAUAGAUGUUAUUCAACUCCUUCAGGUUGUCUUGAACUGACUGACUCAUGCCAGCCCUACAGAAGUGCCUUUUACGUAUUGGAGCAACAGCGUAUUGGCUUGGCUGUUGACAUGGAUGAAAUUGAAAAGUACCAAGAAGUGGAAGAAGACCAAGACCCAUCAUGCCCCAGGCUCAGCAGGGAGCUGCUGGAUGAGAAAGAGCCUGAAGUCUUGCAGGACUCACUGGAUAGAUGUUAUUCGACUCCUUCAGGUUAUCUUGAACUGCCUGACUUAGGCCAGCCCUACAGCAGUGCUGUUUACUCAUUGGAGGAACAGUACCUUGGCUUGGCUCUUGACGUGGACAGAACUAAAAAGGACCAAGAAGAGGAAGAAGACCAAGGCCCACCAUGCCCCAGGCUCAGCAGGGAGCUGCUGGAGGUAGUAGAGCCUGAAGUCUUGCAGGACUCACUGGAUAGAUGUUAUUCAACUCCUUCCAGUUGUCUUGAACAGCCUGACUCCUGCCAGCCCUAUGGAAGUUCCUUUUAUGCAUUGGAGGAAAAACAUGUUGGCUUUUCUCUUGACGUGGGAGAAAUUGAAAAGAAGGGGAAGGGGAAGAAAAGAAGGGGAAGAAGAUCAAAGAAGGAAAGAAGAAGGGGAAGAAAAGAAGGGGAAGAAGAUCAAAACCCACCAUGCCCCAGGCUCAGCAGGGAGCUGCUGGAUGAGAAAGGGCCUGAAGUCUUGCAGGACUCACUGGAUAGAUGUUAUUCAACUCCUUCAGGUUGUCUUGAACUGACUGACUCAUGCCAGCCCUACAGAAGUGCCUUUUACGUAUUGGAGCAACAGCGUGUUGGCUUGGCUGUUGACAUGGAUGAAAUUGAAAAGUACCAAGAAGUGGAAGAAGACCAAGACCCAUCAUGCCCCAGGCUCAGCAGGGAGCUGCUGGAUGAGAAAGAGCCUGAAGUCUUGCAGGACUCACUGGAUAGAUGUUAUUCGACUCCUUCAGGUUAUCUUGAACUGCCUGACUUAGGCCAGCCCUACAGCAGUGCUGUUUACUCAUUGGAGGAACAGUACCUUGGCUUGGCUCUUGACGUGGACAGAACUAAAAAGGACCAAGAAGAGGAAGAAGACCAAGGCCCACCAUGCCCCAGGCUCAGCAGGGAGCUGCUGGAGGUAGUAGAGCCUGAAGUCUUGCAGGACUCACUGGAUAGAUGUUAUUCAACUCCUUCCAGUUGUCUUGAACAGCCUGACUCCUGCCAGCCCUAUGGAAGUUCCUUUUAUGCAUUGGAGGAAAAACAUGUUGGCUUUUCUCUUGACGUGGGAGAAAUUGAAAAGAAGGGGAAGGGGAAGAAAAGAAGGGGAAGAAGAUCAAAGAAGGAAAGAAGAAGGGGAAGAAAAGAAGGGGAAGAAGAUCAAAACCCACCAUGCCCCAGGCUCAGCAGGGAGCUGCUGGAUGAGAAAGGGCCUGAAGUCUUGCAGGACUCACUGGAUAGAAGUUAUUCAACUCCUUCAGGUUGUCUUGAACUGACUGACUCAUGCCAGCCCUACAGAAGUGCCUUUUACGUAUUGGAGCAACAGCGUGUUGGCUUGGCUGUUGACAUGGAUGAAAUUGAAAAGUACCAAGAAGUGGAAGAAGACCAAGACCCAUCAUGCCCCAGGCUCAGCAGGGAGCUGCUGGAUGAGAAAGAGCCUGAAGUCUUGCAGGACUCACUGGAUAGAUGUUAUUCGACUCCUUCAGGUUAUCUUGAACUGCCUGACUUAGGCCAGCCCUACAGCAGUGCUGUUUACUCAUUGGAGGAACAGUACCUUGGCUUGGCUCUUGACGUGGACAGAACUAAAAAGGACCAAGAAGAGGAAGAAGACCAAGGCCCACCAUGCCCCAGGCUCAGCAGGGAGCUGCUGGAGGUAGUAGAGCCUGAAGUCUUGCAGGACUCACUGGAUAGAUGUUAUUCAACUCCUUCCAGUUGUCUUGAACAGCCUGACUCCUGCCAGCCCUAUGGAAGUUCCUUUUAUGCAUUGGAGGAAAAACAUGUUGGCUUUUCUCUCGACGUGGGAGAAAUUGAAAAGAAGGGGAAGGGGAAGAAAAGAAGGGGAAGAAGAUCAAAGAAGGAAAGAAGAAGGGGAAGAAAAGAAGGGGAAGAAGAUCAAAACCCACCAUGCCCCAGGCUCAGCAGGGAGCUGCUGGAUGAGAAAGGGCCUGAAGUCUUGCAGGACUCACUGGAUAGAUGUUAUUCAACUCCUUCAGGUUGUCUUGAACUGACUGACUCAUGCCAGCCCUACAGAAGUGCCUUUUACGUAUUGGAGCAACAGCGUGUUGGCUUGGCUGUUGACAUGGAUGAAAUUGAAAAGUACCAAGAAGUGGAAGAAGACCAAGACCCAUCAUGCCCCAGGCUCAGCAGGGAGCUGCUGGAUGAGAAAGAGCCUGAAGUCUUGCAGGACUCACUGGAUAGAUGUUAUUCGACUCCUUCAGGUUAUCUUGAACUGCCUGACUUAGGCCAGCCCUACAGCAGUGCUGUUUACUCAUUGGAGGAACAGUACCUUGGCUUGGCUCUUGACGUGGACAGAACUAAAAAGGACCAAGAAGAGGAAGAAGACCAAGGCCCACCAUGCCCCAGGCUCAGCAGGGAGCUGCUGGAGGUAGUAGAGCCUGAAGUCUUGCAGGACUCACUGGAUAGAUGUUAUUCAACUCCUUCCAGUUGUCUUGAACAGCCUGACUCCUGCCAGCCCUAUGGAAGUUCCUUUUAUGCAUUGGAGGAAAAACAUGUUGGCUUUUCUCUUGACGUGGGAGAAAUUGAAAAGAAGGGGAAGGGGAAGAAAAGAAGGGGAAGAAGAUCAAAGAAGGAAAGAAGAAGGGGAAGAAAAGAAGGGGAAGAAGAUCAAAACCCACCAUGCCCCAGGCUCAGCAGGGAGCUGCUGGAUGAGAAAGGGCCUGAAGUCUUGCAGGACUCACUGGAUAGAAGUUAUUCAACUCCUUCAGGUUGUCUUGAACUGACUGACUCAUGCCAGCCCUACAGAAGUGCCUUUUACGUAUUGGAGCAACAGCGUGUUGGCUUGGCUGUUGACAUGGAUGAAAUUGAAAAGUACCAAGAAGUGGAAGAAGACCAAGACCCAUCAUGCCCCAGGCUCAGCAGGGAGCUGCUGGAUGAGAAAGAGCCUGAAGUCUUGCAGGACUCACUGGAUAGAUGUUAUUCGACUCCUUCAGGUUAUCUUGAACUGCCUGACUUAGGCCAGCCCUACAGCAGUGCUGUUUACUCAUUGGAGGAACAGUACCUUGGCUUGGCUCUUGACGUGGACAGAACUAAAAAGGACCAAGAAGAGGAAGAAGACCAAGGCCCACCAUGCCCCAGGCUCAGCAGGGAGCUGCUGGAGGUAGUAGAGCCUGAAGUCUUGCAGGACUCACUGGAUAGAUGUUAUUCAACUCCUUCCAGUUGUCUUGAACAGCCUGACUCCUGCCAGCCCUAUGGAAGUUCCUUUUAUGCAUUGGAGGAAAAACAUGUUGGCUUUUCUCUCGACGUGGGAGAAAUUGAAAAGAAGGGGAAGGGGAAGAAAAGAAGGGGAAGAAGAUCAAAGAAGGAAAGAAGAAGGGGAAGAAAAGAAGGGGAAGAAGAUCAAAACCCACCAUGCCCCAGGCUCAGCAGGGAGCUGCUGGAUGAGAAAGGGCCUGAAGUCUUGCAGGACUCACUGGAUAGAAGUUAUUCAACUCCUUCAGGUUGUCUUGAACUGACUGACUCAUGCCAGCCCUACAGAAGUGCCUUUUACGUAUUGGAGCAACAGCGUGUUGGCUUGGCUGUUGACAUGGAUGAAAUUGAAAAGUACCAAGAAGUGGAAGAAGACCAAGACCCAUCAUGCCCCAGGCUCAGCAGGGAGCUGCUGGAUGAGAAAGAGCCUGAAGUCUUGCAGGACUCACUGGAUAGAUGUUAUUCGACUCCUUCAGGUUAUCUUGAACUGCCUGACUUAGGCCAGCCCUACAGCAGUGCUGUUUACUCAUUGGAGGAACAGUACCUUGGCUUGGCUCUUGACGUGGACAGAACUAAAAAGGACCAAGAAGAGGAAGAAGACCAAGGCCCACCAUGCCCCAGGCUCAGCAGGGAGCUGCUGGAGGUAGUAGAGCCUGAAGUCUUGCAGGACUCACUGGAUAGAUGUUAUUCAACUCCUUCCAGUUGUCUUGAACAGCCUGACUCCUGCCAGCCCUAUGGAAGUUCCUUUUAUGCAUUGGAGGAAAAACAUGUUGGCUUUUCUCUCGACGUGGGAGAAAUUGAAAAGAAGGGGAAGGGGAAGAAAAGAAGGGGAAGAAGAUCAAAGAAGGAAAGAAGAAGGGGAAGAAAAGAAGGGGAAGAAGAUCAAACCCCACCAUGCCCCAGGCUCAGCAGGGAGCUGCUGGAUGAGAAAGGGCCUGAAGUCUUGCAGGACUCACUGGAUAGAAGUUAUUCAACUCCUUCAGGUUGUCUUGAACUGACUGACUCAUGCCAGCCCUACAGAAGUGCCUUUUACGUAUUGGAGCAACAGCGUGUUGGCUUGGCUGUUGACAUGGAUGAAAUUGAAAAGUACCAAGAAGUGGAAGAAGACCAAGACCCAUCAUGCCCCAGGCUCAGCAGGGAGCUGCUGGAUGAGAAAGAGCCUGAAGUCUUGCAGGACUCACUGGAUAGAUGUUAUUCGACUCCUUCAGGUUAUCUUGAACUGCCUGACUUAGGCCAGCCCUACAGCAGUGCUGUUUACUCAUUGGAGGAACAGUACCUUGGCUUGGCUCUUGACGUGGACAGAACUAAAAAGGACCAAGAAGAGGAAGAAGACCAAGGCCCACCAUGCCCCAGGCUCAGCAGGGAGCUGCUGGAGGUAGUAGAGCCUGAAGUCUUGCAGGACUCACUGGAUAGAUGUUAUUCAACUCCUUCCAGUUGUCUUGAACAGCCUGACUCCUGCCAGCCCUAUGGAAGUUCCUUUUAUGCAUUGGAGGAAAAACAUGUUGGCUUUUCUCUCGACGUGGGAGAAAUUGAAAAGAAGGGGAAGGGGAAGAAAAGAAGGGGAAGAAGAUCAAAGAAGGAAAGAAGAAGGGGAAGAAAAGAAGGGGAAGAAGAUCAAAACCCACCAUGCCCCAGGCUCAGCAGGGAGCUGCUGGAUGAGAAAGGGCCUGAAGUCUUGCAGGACUCACUGGAUAGAAGUUAUUCAACUCCUUCAGGUUGUCUUGAACUGACUGACUCAUGCCAGCCCUACAGAAGUGCCUUUUACGUAUUGGAGCAACAGCGUGUUGGCUUGGCUGUUGACAUGGAUGAAAUUGAAAAGUACCAAGAAGUGGAAGAAGACCAAGACCCAUCAUGCCCCAGGCUCAGCAGGGAGCUGCUGGAUGAGAAAGAGCCUGAAGUCUUGCAGGACUCACUGGAUAGAUGUUAUUCGACUCCUUCAGGUUAUCUUGAACUGCCUGACUUAGGCCAGCCCUACAGCAGUGCUGUUUACUCAUUGGAGGAACAGUACCUUGGCUUGGCUCUUGACGUGGACAGAACUAAAAAGGACCAAGAAGAGGAAGAAGACCAAGGCCCACCAUGCCCCAGGCUCAGCAGGGAGCUGCUGGAGGUAGUAGAGCCUGAAGUCUUGCAGGACUCACUGGAUAGAUGUUAUUCAACUCCUUCCAGUUGUCUUGAACAGCCUGACUCCUGCCAGCCCUAUGGAAGUUCCUUUUAUGCAUUGGAGGAAAAACAUGUUGGCUUUUCUCUCGACGUGGGAGAAAUUGAAAAGAAGGGGAAGGGGAAGAAAAGAAGGGGAAGAAGAUCAAAGAAGGAAAGAAGAAGGGGAAGAAAAGAAGGGGAAGAAGAUCAAAACCCACCAUGCCCCAGGCUCAGCAGGGAGCUGCUGGAUGAGAAAGGGCCUGAAGUCUUGCAGGACUCACUGGAUAGAUGUUAUUCAACUCCUUCAGGUUGUCUUGAACUGACUGACUCAUGCCAGCCCUACAGAAGUGCCUUUUACGUAUUGGAGCAACAGCGUGUUGGCUUGGCUGUUGACAUGGAUGAAAUUGAAAAGUACCAAGAAGUGGAAGAAGACCAAGACCCAUCAUGCCCCAGGCUCAGCAGGGAGCUGCUGGAUGAGAAAGAGCCUGAAGUCUUGCAGGACUCACUGGAUAGAUGUUAUUCGACUCCUUCAGGUUAUCUUGAACUGCCUGACUUAGGCCAGCCCUACAGCAGUGCUGUUUACUCAUUGGAGGAACAGUACCUUGGCUUGGCUCUUGACGUGGACAGAACUAAAAAGGACCAAGAAGAGGAAGAAGACCAAGGCCCACCAUGCCCCAGGCUCAGCAGGGAGCUGCUGGAGGUAGUAGAGCCUGAAGUCUUGCAGGACUCACUGGAUAGAUGUUAUUCAACUCCUUCCAGUUGUCUUGAACAGCCUGACUCCUGCCAGCCCUAUGGAAGUUCCUUUUAUGCAUUGGAGGAAAAACAUGUUGGCUUUUCUCUCGACGUGGGAGAAAUUGAAAAGAAGGGGAAGGGGAAGAAAAGAAGGGGAAGAAGAUCAAAGAAGGAAAGAAGAAGGGGAAGAAAAGAAGGGGAAGAAGAUCAAAACCCACCAUGCCCCAGGCUCAGCAGGGAGCUGCUGGAUGAGAAAGGGCCUGAAGUCUUGCAGGACUCACUGGAUAGAUGUUAUUCAACUCCUUCAGGUUGUCUUGAACUGACUGACUCAUGCCAGCCCUACAGAAGUGCCUUUUACGUAUUGGAGCAACAGCGUGUUGGCUUGGCUGUUGACAUGGAUGAAAUUGAAAAGUACCAAGAAGUGGAAGAAGACCAAGACCCAUCAUGCCCCAGGCUCAGCAGGGAGCUGCUGGAUGAGAAAGAGCCUGAAGUCUUGCAGGACUCACUGGAUAGAUGUUAUUCGACUCCUUCAGGUUAUCUUGAACUGCCUGACUUAGGCCAGCCCUACAGCAGUGCUGUUUACUCAUUGGAGGAACAGUACCUUGGCUUGGCUCUUGACGUGGACAGAACUAAAAAGGACCAAGAAGAGGAAGAAGACCAAGGCCCACCAUGCCCCAGGCUCAGCAGGGAGCUGCUGGAGGUAGUAGAGCCUGAAGUCUUGCAGGACUCACUGGAUAGAUGUUAUUCAACUCCUUCCAGUUGUCUUGAACAGCCUGACUCCUGCCAGCCCUAUGGAAGUUCCUUUUAUGCAUUGGAGGAAAAACAUGUUGGCUUUUCUCUCGACGUGGGAGAAAUUGAAAAGAAGGGGAAGGGGAAGAAAAGAAGGGGAAGAAGAUCAAAGAAGGAAAGAAGAAGGGGAAGAAAAGAAGGGGAAGAAGAUCAAAACCCACCAUGCCCCAGGCUCAGCAGGGAGCUGCUGGAUGAGAAAGGGCCUGAAGUCUUGCAGGACUCACUGGAUAGAUGUUAUUCAACUCCUUCAGGUUGUCUUGAACUGACUGACUCAUGCCAGCCCUACAGAAGUGCCUUUUACGUAUUGGAGCAACAGCGUGUUGGCUUGGCUGUUGACAUGGAUGAAAUUGAAAAGUACCAAGAAGUGGAAGAAGACCAAGACCCAUCAUGCCCCAGGCUCAGCAGGGAGCUGCUGGAUGAGAAAGAGCCUGAAGUCUUGCAGGACUCACUGGAUAGAUGUUAUUCGACUCCUUCAGGUUAUCUUGAACUGCCUGACUUAGGCCAGCCCUACAGCAGUGCUGUUUACUCAUUGGAGGAACAGUACCUUGGCUUGGCUCUUGACGUGGACAGAACUAAAAAGGACCAAGAAGAGGAAGAAGACCAAGGCCCACCAUGCCCCAGGCUCAGCAGGGAGCUGCUGGAGGUAGUAGAGCCUGAAGUCUUGCAGGACUCACUGGAUAGAUGUUAUUCAACUCCUUCCAGUUGUCUUGAACAGCCUGACUCCUGCCAGCCCUAUGGAAGUUCCUUUUAUGCAUUGGAGGAAAAACAUGUUGGCUUUUCUCUCGACGUGGGAGAAAUUGAAAAGAAGGGGAAGGGGAAGAAAAGAAGGGGAAGAAGAUCAAAGAAGGAAAGAAGAAGGGGAAGAAAAGAAGGGGAAGAAGAUCAAAACCCACCAUGCCCCAGGCUCAGCAGGGAGCUGCUGGAUGAGAAAGGGCCUGAAGUCUUGCAGGACUCACUGGAUAGAAGUUAUUCAACUCCUUCAGGUUGUCUUGAACUGACUGACUCAUGCCAGCCCUACAGAAGUGCCUUUUACGUAUUGGAGCAACAGCGUGUUGGCUUGGCUGUUGACAUGGAUGAAAUUGAAAAGUACCAAGAAGUGGAAGAAGACCAAGACCCAUCAUGCCCCAGGCUCAGCAGGGAGCUGCUGGAUGAGAAAGAGCCUGAAGUCUUGCAGGACUCACUGGAUAGAUGUUAUUCGACUCCUUCAGGUUAUCUUGAACUGCCUGACUUAGGCCAGCCCUACAGCAGUGCUGUUUACUCAUUGGAGGAACAGUACCUUGGCUUGGCUCUUGACGUGGACAGAACUAAAAAGGACCAAGAAGAGGAAGAAGACCAAGGCCCACCAUGCCCCAGGCUCAGCAGGGAGCUGCUGGAGGUAGUAGAGCCUGAAGUCUUGCAGGACUCACUGGAUAGAUGUUAUUCAACUCCUUCCAGUUGUCUUGAACAGCCUGACUCCUGCCAGCCCUAUGGAAGUUCCUUUUAUGCAUUGGAGGAAAAACAUGUUGGCUUUUCUCUUGACGUGGGAGAAAUUGAAAAGAAGGGGAAGGGGAAGAAAAGAAGGGGAAGAAGAUCAAAGAAGGAAAGAAGAAGGGGAAGAAAAGAAGGGGAAGAAGAUCAAAACCCACCAUGCCCCAGGCUCAGCAGGGAGCUGCUGGAUGAGAAAGGGCCUGAAGUCUUGCAGGACUCACUGGAUAGAAGUUAUUCAACUCCUUCAGGUUGUCUUGAACUGACUGACUCAUGCCAGCCCUACAGAAGUGCCUUUUACGUAUUGGAGCAACAGCGUGUUGGCUUGGCUGUUGACAUGGAUGAAAUUGAAAAGUACCAAGAAGUGGAAGAAGACCAAGACCCAUCAUGCCCCAGGCUCAGCAGGGAGCUGCUGGAUGAGAAAGAGCCUGAAGUCUUGCAGGACUCACUGGAUAGAUGUUAUUCGACUCCUUCAGGUUAUCUUGAACUGCCUGACUUAGGCCAGCCCUACAGCAGUGCUGUUUACUCAUUGGAGGAACAGUACCUUGGCUUGGCUCUUGACGUGGACAGAACUAAAAAGGACCAAGAAGAGGAAGAAGACCAAGGCCCACCAUGCCCCAGGCUCAGCAGGGAGCUGCUGGAGGUAGUAGAGCCUGAAGUCUUGCAGGACUCACUGGAUAGAUGUUAUUCAACUCCUUCCAGUUGUCUUGAACAGCCUGACUCCUGCCAGCCCUAUGGAAGUUCCUUUUAUGCAUUGGAGGAAAAACAUGUUGGCUUUUCUCUCGACGUGGGAGAAAUUGAAAAGAAGGGGAAGGGGAAGAAAAGAAGGGGAAGAAGAUCAAAGAAGGAAAGAAGAAGGGGAAGAAAAGAAGGGGAAGAAGAUCAAAACCCACCAUGCCCCAGGCUCAGCAGGGAGCUGCUGGAUGAGAAAGGGCCUGAAGUCUUGCAGGACUCACUGGAUAGAAGUUAUUCAACUCCUUCAGGUUGUCUUGAACUGACUGACUCAUGCCAGCCCUACAGAAGUGCCUUUUACGUAUUGGAGCAACAGCGUGUUGGCUUGGCUGUUGACAUGGAUGAAAUUGAAAAGUACCAAGAAGUGGAAGAAGACCAAGACCCAUCAUGCCCCAGGCUCAGCAGGGAGCUGCUGGAUGAGAAAGAGCCUGAAGUCUUGCAGGACUCACUGGAUAGAUGUUAUUCGACUCCUUCAGGUUAUCUUGAACUGCCUGACUUAGGCCAGCCCUACAGCAGUGCUGUUUACUCAUUGGAGGAACAGUACCUUGGCUUGGCUCUUGACGUGGACAGAACUAAAAAGGACCAAGAAGAGGAAGAAGACCAAGGCCCACCAUGCCCCAGGCUCAGCAGGGAGCUGCUGGAGGUAGUAGAGCCUGAAGUCUUGCAGGACUCACUGGAUAGAUGUUAUUCAACUCCUUCCAGUUGUCUUGAACAGCCUGACUCCUGCCAGCCCUAUGGAAGUUCCUUUUAUGCAUUGGAGGAAAAACAUGUUGGCUUUUCUCUUGACGUGGGAGAAAUUGAAAAGAAGGGGAAGGGGAAGAAAAGAAGGGGAAGAAGAUCAAAGAAGGAAAGAAGAAGGGGAAGAAAAGAAGGGGAAGAAGAUCAAAACCCACCAUGCCCCAGGCUCAGCAGGGAGCUGCUGGAUGAGAAAGGGCCUGAAGUCUUGCAGGACUCACUGGAUAGAAGUUAUUCAACUCCUUCAGGUUGUCUUGAACUGACUGACUCAUGCCAGCCCUACAGAAGUGCCUUUUACGUAUUGGAGCAACAGCGUGUUGGCUUGGCUGUUGACAUGGAUGAAAUUGAAAAGUACCAAGAAGUGGAAGAAGACCAAGACCCAUCAUGCCCCAGGCUCAGCAGGGAGCUGCUGGAUGAGAAAGAGCCUGAAGUCUUGCAGGACUCACUGGAUAGAUGUUAUUCGACUCCUUCAGGUUAUCUUGAACUGCCUGACUUAGGCCAGCCCUACAGCAGUGCUGUUUACUCAUUGGAGGAACAGUACCUUGGCUUGGCUCUUGACGUGGACAGAACUAAAAAGGACCAAGAAGAGGAAGAAGACCAAGGCCCACCAUGCCCCAGGCUCAGCAGGGAGCUGCUGGAGGUAGUAGAGCCUGAAGUCUUGCAGGACUCACUGGAUAGAUGUUAUUCAACUCCUUCCAGUUGUCUUGAACAGCCUGACUCCUGCCAGCCCUAUGGAAGUUCCUUUUAUGCAUUGGAGGAAAAACAUGUUGGCUUUUCUCUUGACGUGGGAGAAAUUGAAAAGAAGGGGAAGGGGAAGAAAAGAAGGGGAAGAAGAUCAAAGAAGGAAAGAAGAAGGGGAAGAAAAGAAGGGGAAGAAGAUCAAAACCCACCAUGCCCCAGGCUCAGCAGGGAGCUGCUGGAUGAGAAAGGGCCUGAAGUCUUGCAGGACUCACUGGAUAGAUGUUAUUCAACUCCUUCAGGUUGUCUUGAACUGACUGACUCAUGCCAGCCCUACAGAAGUGCCUUUUACGUAUUGGAGCAACAGCGUGUUGGCUUGGCUGUUGACAUGGAUGAAAUUGAAAAGUACCAAGAAGUGGAAGAAGACCAAGACCCAUCAUGCCCCAGGCUCAGCAGGGAGCUGCUGGAUGAGAAAGAGCCUGAAGUCUUGCAGGACUCACUGGAUAGAUGUUAUUCGACUCCUUCAGGUUAUCUUGAACUGCCUGACUUAGGCCAGCCCUACAGCAGUGCUGUUUACUCAUUGGAGGAACAGUACCUUGGCUUGGCUCUUGACGUGGACAGAACUAAAAAGGACCAAGAAGAGGAAGAAGACCAAGGCCCACCAUGCCCCAGGCUCAGCAGGGAGCUGCUGGAGGUAGUAGAGCCUGAAGUCUUGCAGGACUCACUGGAUAGAUGUUAUUCAACUCCUUCCAGUUGUCUUGAACAGCCUGACUCCUGCCAGCCCUAUGGAAGUUCCUUUUAUGCAUUGGAGGAAAAACAUGUUGGCUUUUCUCUUGACGUGGGAGAAAUUGAAAAGAAGGGGAAGGGGAAGAAAAGAAGGGGAAGAAGAUCAAAGAAGGAAAGAAGAAGGGGAAGAAAAGAAGGGGAAGAAGAUCAAAACCCACCAUGCCCCAGGCUCAGCAGGGAGCUGCUGGAUGAGAAAGGGCCUGAAGUCUUGCAGGACUCACUGGAUAGAUGUUAUUCAACUCCUUCAGGUUGUCUUGAACUGACUGACUCAUGCCAGCCCUACAGAAGUGCCUUUUACGUAUUGGAGCAACAGCGUGUUGGCUUGGCUGUUGACAUGGAUGAAAUUGAAAAGUACCAAGAAGUGGAAGAAGACCAAGACCCAUCAUGCCCCAGGCUCAGCAGGGAGCUGCUGGAUGAGAAAGAGCCUGAAGUCUUGCAGGACUCACUGGAUAGAUGUUAUUCGACUCCUUCAGGUUAUCUUGAACUGCCUGACUUAGGCCAGCCCUACAGCAGUGCUGUUUACUCAUUGGAGGAACAGUACCUUGGCUUGGCUCUUGACGUGGACAGAACUAAAAAGGACCAAGAAGAGGAAGAAGACCAAGGCCCACCAUGCCCCAGGCUCAGCAGGGAGCUGCUGGAGGUAGUAGAGCCUGAAGUCUUGCAGGACUCACUGGAUAGAUGUUAUUCAACUCCUUCCAGUUGUCUUGAACAGCCUGACUCCUGCCAGCCCUAUGGAAGUUCCUUUUAUGCAUUGGAGGAAAAACAUGUUGGCUUUUCUCUUGACGUGGGAGAAAUUGAAAAGAAGGGGAAGGGGAAGAAAAGAAGGGGAAGAAGAUCAAAGAAGGAAAGAAGAAGGGGAAGAAAAGAAGGGGAAGAAGAUCAAACCCCACCAUGCCCCAGGCUCAGCAGGGAGCUGCUGGAUGAGAAAGGGCCUGAAGUCUUGCAGGACUCACUGGAUAGAUGUUAUUCAACUCCUUCAGGUUGUCUUGAACUGACUGACUCAUGCCAGCCCUACAGAAGUGCCUUUUACGUAUUGGAGCAACAGCGUGUUGGCUUGGCUGUUGACAUGGAUGAAAUUGAAAAGUACCAAGAAGUGGAAGAAGACCAAGACCCAUCAUGCCCCAGGCUCAGCAGGGAGCUGCUGGAUGAGAAAGAGCCUGAAGUCUUGCAGGACUCACUGGAUAGAUGUUAUUCGACUCCUUCAGGUUAUCUUGAACUGCCUGACUUAGGCCAGCCCUACAGCAGUGCUGUUUACUCAUUGGAGGAACAGUACCUUGGCUUGGCUCUUGACGUGGACAGAACUAAAAAGGACCAAGAAGAGGAAGAAGACCAAGGCCCACCAUGCCCCAGGCUCAGCAGGGAGCUGCUGGAGGUAGUAGAGCCUGAAGUCUUGCAGGACUCACUGGAUAGAUGUUAUUCAACUCCUUCCAGUUGUCUUGAACAGCCUGACUCCUGCCAGCCCUAUGGAAGUUCCUUUUAUGCAUUGGAGGAAAAACAUGUUGGCUUUUCUCUUGACGUGGGAGAAAUUGAAAAGAAGGGGAAGGGGAAGAAAAGAAGGGGAAGAAGAUCAAAGAAGGAAAGAAGAAGGGGAAGAAAAGAAGGGGAAGAAGAUCAAAACCCACCAUGCCCCAGGCUCAGCAGGGAGCUGCUGGAUGAGAAAGAGCCUGAAGUCUUGCAGGACUCACUGGAUAGAUGUUAUUCGACUCCUUCAGGUUAUCUUGAACUGCCUGACUUAGGCCAGCCCUACAGCAGUGCUGUUUACUCAUUGGAGGAACAGUACCUUGGCUUGGCUCUUGACGUGGACAGAACUAAAAAGGACCAAGAAGAGGAAGAAGACCAAGGCCCACCAUGCCCCAGGCUCAGCAGGGAGCUGCUGGAGGUAGUAGAGCCUGAAGUCUUGCAGGACUCACUGGAUAGAUGUUAUUCAACUCCUUCCAGUUGUCUUGAACAGCCUGACUCCUGCCAGCCCUAUGGAAGUUCCUUUUAUGCAUUGGAGGAAAAACAUGUUGGCUUUUCUCUUGACGUGGGAGAAAUUGAAAAGAAGGGGAAGGGGAAGAAAAGAAGGGGAAGAAGAUCAAAGAAGGAAAGAAGAAGGGGAAGAAAAGAAGGGGAAGAAGAUCAAAACCCACCAUGCCCCAGGCUCAGCAGGGAGCUGCUGGAUGAGAAAGAGCCUGAAGUCUUGCAGGACUCACUGGAUAGAUGUUAUUCGACUCCUUCAGGUUAUCUUGAACUGCCUGACUUAGGCCAGCCCUACAGCAGUGCUGUUUACUCAUUGGAGGAACAGUACCUUGGCUUGGCUCUUGACGUGGACAGAACUAAAAAGGACCAAGAAGAGGAAGAAGACCAAGGCCCACCAUGCCCCAGGCUCAGCAGGGAGCUGCUGGAGGUAGUAGAGCCUGAAGUCUUGCAGGACUCACUGGAUAGAUGUUAUUCAACUCCUUCCAGUUGUCUUGAACAGCCUGACUCCUGCCAGCCCUAUGGAAGUUCCUUUUAUGCAUUGGAGGAAAAACAUGUUGGCUUUUCUCUUGACGUGGGAGAAAUUGAAAAGAAGGGGAAGGGGAAGAAAAGAAGGGGAAGAAGAUCAAAGAAGGAAAGAAGAAGGGGAAGAAAAGAAGGGGAAGAAGAUCAAAACCCACCAUGCCCCAGGCUCAGCAGGGAGCUGCUGGAUGAGAAAGGGCCUGAAGUCUUGCAGGACUCACUGGAUAGAAGUUAUUCAACUCCUUCAGGUUGUCUUGAACUGACUGACUCAUGCCAGCCCUACAGAAGUGCCUUUUACGUAUUGGAGCAACAGCGUGUUGGCUUGGCUGUUGACAUGGAUGAAAUUGAAAAGUACCAAGAAGUGGAAGAAGACCAAGACCCAUCAUGCCCCAGGCUCAGCAGGGAGCUGCUGGAUGAGAAAGAGCCUGAAGUCUUGCAGGACUCACUGGAUAGAUGUUAUUCGACUCCUUCAGGUUAUCUUGAACUGCCUGACUUAGGCCAGCCCUACAGCAGUGCUGUUUACUCAUUGGAGGAACAGUACCUUGGCUUGGCUCUUGACGUGGACAGAACUAAAAAGGACCAAGAAGAGGAAGAAGACCAAGGCCCACCAUGCCCCAGGCUCAGCAGGGAGCUGCUGGAGGUAGUAGAGCCUGAAGUCUUGCAGGACUCACUGGAUAGAUGUUAUUCAACUCCUUCCAGUUGUCUUGAACAGCCUGACUCCUGCCAGCCCUAUGGAAGUUCCUUUUAUGCAUUGGAGGAAAAACAUGUUGGCUUUUCUCUCGACGUGGGAGAAAUUGAAAAGAAGGGGAAGGGGAAGAAAAGAAGGGGAAGAAGAUCAAAGAAGGAAAGAAGAAGGGGAAGAAAAGAAGGGGAAGAAGAUCAAAACCCACCAUGCCCCAGGCUCAGCAGGGAGCUGCUGGAUGAGAAAGGGCCUGAAGUCUUGCAGGACUCACUGGAUAGAUGUUAUUCAACUCCUUCAGGUUGUCUUGAACUGACUGACUCAUGCCAGCCCUACAGAAGUGCCUUUUACGUAUUGGAGCAACAGCGUGUUGGCUUGGCUGUUGACAUGGAUGAAAUUGAAAAGUACCAAGAAGUGGAAGAAGACCAAGACCCAUCAUGCCCCAGGCUCAGCAGGGAGCUGCUGGAUGAGAAAGAGCCUGAAGUCUUGCAGGACUCACUGGAUAGAUGUUAUUCGACUCCUUCAGGUUAUCUUGAACUGCCUGACUUAGGCCAGCCCUACAGCAGUGCUGUUUACUCAUUGGAGGAACAGUACCUUGGCUUGGCUCUUGACGUGGACAGAACUAAAAAGGACCAAGAAGAGGAAGAAGACCAAGGCCCACCAUGCCCCAGGCUCAGCAGGGAGCUGCUGGAGGUAGUAGAGCCUGAAGUCUUGCAGGACUCACUGGAUAGAUGUUAUUCAACUCCUUCCAGUUGUCUUGAACAGCCUGACUCCUGCCAGCCCUAUGGAAGUUCCUUUUAUGCAUUGGAGGAAAAACAUGUUGGCUUUUCUCUUGACGUGGGAGAAAUUGAAAAGAAGGGGAAGGGGAAGAAAAGAAGGGGAAGAAGAUCAAAGAAGAAAAGAAGAAGGGGAAGAAAAGAAGGGGAAGAAGAUCAAAACCCACCAUGCCCCAGGCUCAACGGCGUGCUGAUGGAAGUGGAAGAGCCUGAAGUCUUACAGGACUCACUGGAUGGAUGUUAUUCUACUCCGUCAAUGUACUUUGAACUACCUGACUCAUUCCAGCACUACAGAAGUGUGUUUUACUCAUUUGAGGAACAGCACAUCAGCUUCGCCCUUUACGUGGACAAUAGGUUUUUUACUUUGACGGUGACAAGUCUCCACCUGGUGUUCCAGAUGGGAGUCAUAUUCCCACAAUAAACAGCCCUUACUAAGCCGAGAGAUGUCAUUCCUGCAGGCAGGACCUAUAGGCACGUGAAGAUUUGAAUGAAAGUACAGUUCCAUUUGGAAGCCCAGACAUAGGAUGGGUCAGUGGGCAUGGCUGUAUUCCUAUUCUCAAACCAUGCCAGUGGCAACCUGUGCUCAGUCUGAAGACAAUGGACCCACGUUAGGUGUGACACGUUCACAUAACUGUGCAGCACAUGCCGGGAGUGAUCAGUCAGACAUUUUAAUUUGAACCACGUAUCUCUGGGUAGCUACAAAAUUCCUCAGGGAUUUCAUUUUGCAGGCAUGUCUCUGAGCUUCUAUACCUGCUCAAGGUCAUUGUCAUCUUUGUGUUUAGCUCAUCCAAAGGUGUUACCCUGGUUUCAAUGAACCUAACCUCAUUCUUUGUGUCUUCAGUGUUGGCUUGUUUUAGCUGAUCCAUCUGUAACACAGGAGGGAUCCUUGGUUGAGGAUUGUAUUUCAGAACCACCAACUGCUCUUGACAAUUGUUAACCCGCUAGGCUCCUUUGGUUAGAGAAGCCACAGUCCUUCAGCCUCCAAUUGGUGUCAGUACUUAGGAAGACCACAGCUAGAUGGACAAACAGCAUUGGGAGGCCUUAGCCCUGCUCUUCUCAAUUCCAUCCUGUAGAGAACAGGAGUCAGGAGCCGCUGGCAGGAGACAGCAUGUCACCCAGGACUCUGCCGGUGCAGAAUAUGAACAAUGCCAUGUUCUUGCAGAAAACGCUUAGCCUGAGUUUCAUAGGAGGUAAUCACCAGACAACUGCAGAAUGUAGAACACUGAGCAGGACAACUGACCUGUCUCCUUCACAUAGUCCAUAUCACCACAAAUCACACAACAAAAAGGAGAAGAGAUAUUUUGGGUUCAAAAAACGUAAAAAGAUAAUGUAGCUGCAUUUCUUUAGUUAUUUUGAACCCCAAAUAUUUCCUCAUCUUUUUGUUGUUGUCAUGGAUGGUGGUGACAUGGACUUGUUUAUAGAGGACAGGUCAGCUGUCUGGCUCAAUGAUCUACAUUCUGAAGUUGUCUGAAAAUGUCUUCAUGAUUAAAUUCAGCCUAAACGUUUUGCCGGGAACACUGCAGAGACAAUGCUGUGAGUUUCCAACCUCAGCCCAUCUGCGGGCAGAGAAGGUCUAGUUUGUCCAUCACCAUUAUGAUAUCAGGACUGGUUACUUGGUUAAGGAGGGGUCUAGGAGAUCUGUCCCUUUUAGAGACACCUUACUUAUAAUGAAGAAGUACUUGGGAAAGCGGUUUUCAAGAGUAUAAAUAUCCUGUAUUCUAAUGAUCAUCCUCUAAACAUUUUAUCAUUUAUUAAUCCUCCCUGCCUGUGUCUAUUAUUAUAUUCAUAUCUCUACACUGCAAAUUUUGGGUCUCAAUUUUUACUGUGCCUUUGUUUUUACUAGUGUCUGCUGUUGCAAAAAGAAGAAGACAUUCUCUGCCUGAGUUUUAAUUUUUGUCCAAAGUUAAUUUUAAUCUAUACAAUUAAAACCUUUUGCCUAUCA
Homo sapiens (human) is the source of this 19578-nucleotide messenger RNA. It is a transcript of the gene NBPF20, whose product is annotated as NBPF member 20. NCBI's taxonomy places the organism in Eukaryota, Metazoa, Chordata, Mammalia, Primates, Hominidae. The record is from RefSeq and is marked validated. Bases 1120 to 18057 code for a protein of 5645 amino acids. Gene Ontology annotation, cellular component: cytoplasm. The transcript is spliced from 143 exons.